AUGCAUUAGUCACAAAAUUAUAACAGAAUAUCAAUAGCUUAAAAAGAAAAGACAGAAUUAACAGCUUAAGAUUUCAAAAAGUUUAUUUCAAUUUCUAAUUAGAUUACUUUAAACACGAAUUACUUAGACAAAAGAAGAAAUUGAUAAAUUAGAAAUUAAAUUAGAAUUAUUUAAACCUGAGAAUGCAAAAUCAUAAAAUCAGAAAUAAUAUUUUCAUGAUAGAAGAAAAUUCAUAUUCACAAAUAUUAGAUUGUAGAAUAUAUAUAAAAAAUUAGAUUAUAAGCUCAUCUUGGUAAAUUAAUUUAGAAUCAAGCCCUUUUAGAAGAUGAAAAUAUAGAAGAAGCUAAAUUAGAAAAUAUAUUAGGUUCAAUAUAAGAUUUAAGUCAUUAAAAUUUGGAAAUUAUGAAAAACUUUUAAACUCUCAAUCAAGUACCUGAUGAUCAACCCUUGCCACCUGAUUUUAUUAUGAUGAGUGAAAGGGUAGCUAGAAAUUACAAAGUUAUAUAAACUCAAGAAGAAAUAGAUGAUAAAUUUGAUAAAUUAAACAAUUACUUUUAAAAUGAGAUAUAGAAAUAUUACAAAAAUCCAAUCUCUGCUCCAUAUCUUAAAUUUGUGCCCAAAAUUAUAUGA
Messenger RNA from Paramecium pentaurelia, 630 nucleotides. The record is from the annotation of a GenBank genome assembly. Lineage: Eukaryota; Ciliophora; Oligohymenophorea; Peniculida; Parameciidae.